Messenger RNA from Ahaetulla prasina, 2439 nucleotides. RefSeq names its product vomeronasal type-2 receptor 26-like. Gene Ontology annotation, biological process: G protein-coupled receptor signaling pathway. The coding region runs from base 1 to 2439 and encodes 812 amino acids. Gene Ontology annotation, cellular component: membrane. Gene Ontology annotation, molecular function: G protein-coupled receptor activity. The transcript is spliced from 5 exons. The record is from RefSeq and is a predicted model, not a curated record. Lineage: Eukaryota; Metazoa; Chordata; Lepidosauria; Squamata; Colubridae.
AUGAUACCUAUAAAUUAUCCUAUUUUCAGAGCGCUGACAAAAUUCUACCAGCAUGUCCUUUCUUUGGUCUUUGCUGUGAAGGAGAUCAAUGAGAAUCCAGAAAUCUUGUCCAAUGUCACUCUUGGCUUCCAUAUCCAUGACAGUUACCACAGCGCAAUGAUGACCUAUCGGACCACUCUAGACCUCCUGUUCAGGUCACAGAAAUUUGUCCCCAACUUCAAGUGUGACACCAGGAAAAAUCUCAUUUCCAUCAUUGGGGGGCUCAGCUUUGAAACUUCCUCCUAUAUUGCUGACCUUUUACGGUUUUACAAGAUUCCACAGCUCACAUAUGGGUCAUUUACUCCGCAGGAUAUACACAGCGCUGAGAUUCCCUUCUAUUACUCCAUGGUCCCAAAUGAGUCCACCCAAUAUAUUGGGAUUAUCCGACUGCUUCAACAUUUUGGGUGGAGGUGGGUUGGUCUCCUUGCUAUUGACAAUAGGCACGGAGAUUAUUUUCUGCAGACCAUGGAGUCUCUCUUUUCCCAACACGGAAUCUGCUCUGCUUGUACGCAAAGAAUUCCCUUUUUAACUUAUUGGGAUAAAUUAUUUGAGAUGCUGGAGAAAGGGAGAAACAUUUACGACCAGAUCAGUACUGAACAGGUCAACACCUUUAUCAUCUGCGGAGAAUCUUUGUCGGUUAUAUGGAUGACGAGUAUCAUUUUUUGGAUCGAUCCCGGACUUGGGCAGAGUUCUUUGGGGAAAGUGUGGAUCAUGACUGCCCAGAUGGAUUACAUAUUAACAGGAAUGCAGAGAAAAUGGGAUCGGCAGUUCUUUGACGGGGCCAUUUUUUUAACCAUUCACUCCCGAGACAUUCCAGGGUUCAAGGAAUUCCUGAAGUUCAUGAAACCUCCUUGGAUUCAGCAAGAUGGAUUUUUCUCACUUUUCUGGGAACAAGUAUUUGAUUGUUCAUUGCCAUCUCCUCCUGUGACCUUUCUGGAUGAUGACACUUGUACUGGAGAGGAGAGGUUGGAGAACAUUCCCGGGGCACUUUUUGAGGUGCAGUUGACUGGGCACAGCUAUAGUAUUUAUAAUGCUGUCCAUGUAUUGGCUCUAGCUUUACAUGCUCUCUCCUUACUUCGAUCUAAUGCCAGGAAUUUGGUGAGGCGCCAAUUAUCAGGAUAUGAAGAUGCGCAAUCCUGGCAGCUCCACCAAUUUCUUAAAGACAUGAAGUUCAACAAUUCGCUUGGAGAGGCCUUGGUUUUUUAUGAUCAAAAGAAGAUGGAAGGUGUAUUUGAUAUCAUCAACAUAGUCACCUUUCCCAAUUCCACCUUCCAGAGACGAAAGGUUGGAAAAGUGGAUCCAGAUGCUCUGAAUGGAAAGGAAUUAGACAUAAAUGAAGACAUGAUAAUCUGGCAUAGAUCAUUUAACCAGGUGCUUCCCAUUUCUCUGUGCAAUGAACGUUGUCACCCUGGUUAUCAAAAAAGAAAGAAUGAAGGGGGGAAAUUCUGCUGUUACGAUUGUGUUCCAUGUCCAGAAGGGAAAAUAGCCAAAGAAAUGGACACUGUUGCUUGCUUUCAAUGUCCUGGUGAUCAAUAUGCAAACCAUAAGAAAGAUGGAUGUGUCAUGAAAACAAUUAACUUCUUGUUUUAUAAAGACGUUUUAGGACUCAGUUUAAUCACUGUUGCUACUUUACUCUUCCUCACCACGAUAUGGAUAUUGGGAACAUUUAUUAAGCACAAAGACAGUCCCAUCGUCAAAGCCAAUAAUCGAGAUCUCACCUACACCCUCCUCAUCUCCCUUCUGUUCUGCUUCCUAUGCCCUUUCCUCUUUCUUGGACAACCUGGGAGAGUCACCUGUCUCCUCAGACAGUCUGCAUUUGGUGUCAUCUUCUCAUUGGCCGUCUCUUGUGUAUUGGCCAAAACCAUCCUUGUUUCUCUUGCUUUCAAAGCCACCAAACCAGGAUCUCGGAUGAGAAUAUGGGUGGGAAAAAGACUGGCUGUUUCUAUUGUCCUUCUCUGCACUCUCUUCCAAGCAGGCAUCUGUACUGUUUGGUUAUCUACCUCUCCCCCAUUCCCAGAAUUAGACAUGCAUUCAACAACUGAAGAAAUGGUUCUACAAUGCAACGAAGGGUCAGUUGCUAUGUUUUAUUGUGUCAUGAGCUAUAUGGCCCUCCUUUCAUUUGCCAGCUUCAUUGUGGCUUUCCAGGCUCGUAAUCUGCCCGAUAGCUUUAAUGAAGCCAAGUUCAUAACCUUCAGCAUGUUGGCUUUCUGCAGUGUGUGGGUCUCCUUUGUGCCAACUUACCUGAGCACAAAAGGAAAAGCUAUGGUGGCUGUGGAGAUCUUCUCUAUCUUGUCUUCCAGUGCUGGACUUCUAGGAUGCAUCUUUUUCCCCAAGUGUUACAUUAUUGUUUUGAGGCCUGAUUUAAACAACAGGGAACAGCUGAUAAGAAGACAUGUUUAA